AUGAGCCAAGGCCAUAUAAACCCUGGCUACUACAACACCUAUACUGGUGACGUGGUAUAUACCAACGCUAUGGACAACAGCGCCCCGGCAAACGACCAACAUGUAUAUACCGCUCCGCAAUCUUGGUCCCAUGUACCUAUGAUCACGGCACCACCUCUUCCCACCGAAGCACAAUGGCCGCUACAGUACCACCCUCGUCAAGGAGCAUGGUUUGAGCAAGAAACGCUGUCUCCGAGUGAUGUAAACUCUGAGGCAAGCGGUUUUGAUGAUAGUGCUACACCCAGUCUCCACCGAUCAGACUCGGGAGACUUCUCUGAGGUCUGGGAUCAUGAACCGCCCUCAAUGCCAUUCUCGCCUUUCCAGCCUCCUGUAUCCACUAGUGGGCUACUCAAUAGCAUCGGAAGCGGCUUCUUAUCUCUUCAGCUACCUCAUUGCGUCAAUGAUAACCAGGAAGAGAGUCUCCAGCAAUUCGAAUAUAUGCUCGGCGACCUCGAAGUUAACGACCCCAUCUCGUCUCCUGCGGUUUCUGAUGCGACUCCUCAUGUGGCUAUGCACGAUUCACCUCACUCGGAACAUGAGCACGAACAGCAGCCAUGUCCUUUACAGCCUCACAAUCUCUCACUCUCGGGUAGACCGAGAAGGACACGGCAGUCCAGAGAGGCUGAGGCAGGCUCAUCGAGAAGACCGACUAGAGUGAACAGCACUCGAGCACGUCUAUUUUGCGAGGCCUGCCGUGAUAGUAAAGACUAUUCCCGCGGGUUUCGCGGCGAGCACGAACUUGCUCGUCAUUACGCACAGAAACACACCAAGCACAAGAAAGUAUGGAAGUGCUUUGACCUCAGUCCUGAUCAUUUGAUGCGCAACUGCGAGAGAUGCAAGACUGGUCAUCAGUAUGGCACGAGCUAUGGUGGUGCAGAGCAUUUCAGGAGGAAGCACACUGCCAUGUUCGGAAAAGACAUGAUGGAGCUUUUGCGAGGCAAGAACCAGCGAUGGGCUCUGAGCAGCAAUCGUCUAAUCGAAGAGGGUUGGCUGCGUCAAGUCUUUGUGCCGGGCGAUGGCGAACCAUCCGCUCAGCAGGAGGAGCAGAUUGUGACUACCAUACACGCCCCUGUGCCUUUCCUCGGAGACUCUCAGGAGAUUCGACGAGGUAGUGAAAUGCGGAUGGCGCAUCUUCAGCCCUUUCAUCAGCCACAGUUCGCGAUGCAUGGAGUGAAUCCGGCUUGGGGCCAACAUCAAUACCAACCCCAGCCUCAGCCUUAUCAUCAGCAGUCGCAGCAAGGUCAGCAACACCAGCACCAGCACCAGUACCAACACCACCACCAACAACAACAAUGGCAUUCAGGAUAGCAUCAGGGAUAGCACGAUGGGACAUUUUCUUUGUACUAGACUCUAGGACGAGAGUUGGGAAGCCUUCGCUUUUGGAACUUUCUUUUCUCUUGCAUGGGACGGUUUUGCGAUGAUACCCCUUGACGAUUCGUUUCUUGACAUGAUUCCUUCACUUCUCAUAUCCUUUUUUUUCUUUCUUUCUGUCACUCAUCUUAUCUCAUCAUACCUCCGCCCCUCCAG
Molecule: messenger RNA, 1566 nt
Organism: Aureobasidium pullulans EXF-150
Lineage: Eukaryota; Fungi; Ascomycota; Dothideomycetes; Dothideales; Saccotheciaceae
Exons: 1
Coding region: 1-1347 (448 amino acids)
Source: RefSeq, a predicted model, not a curated record